Messenger RNA from Strongylus vulgaris, 939 nucleotides. The record is from the annotation of a GenBank genome assembly. NCBI's taxonomy places the organism in Eukaryota, Metazoa, Nematoda, Chromadorea, Rhabditida, Strongylidae.
AUGCUGUACUCCUUCCCACCCGAUCAGGUGACAGAUCAGGGAGCGAAGUUCUGGUCUGGUACAAAACGUUGUCCACAUAUGCUCGAAUUUGAUCCCGCUCAGGAGGAGCAUCGCAACUUCGUCUAUGCUGCUUCAAUUUUGCGAGCAGAAGUUUACGGCAUCAAACCCAUCCUUGAUGUUGAUCUCGUCAUGAAAAUUGCAUCGUCGGUGCAGCCACCACCAUUUAAACCAAGAGCUAAUGUAAAAAUCGCGGUUACUGAUGCUGAAGCGAAAGAGAAUGCGGAAGCUGAGGAUGCGCACGAUCAAAAUUUUUUUUCAGUCAACUCCGACACUGUUCUAGAACAAUUGAAAGUGAAACUUGCUCGACUGAACACCAAAACAAUUCAUAAGCUCAAUCCAAUUGACUUCGAAAAGACUAAACAGAUAGCUGGUCGCAUCAUUCCUGCAAUCGCAACCACUACAGCGACAGUAGCUGGUUUAGUGUGCAUUGAGCUGUAUAAGAUGAUCGCAUCCGAAGGUUUGCCGAAAACACCUAUGAAUCGUUUCAAGAAUGGCUUCAUCAACCUUGCUUUACCGUUCUUUGGUUUUUCUGAGCCAAUCGCUGCACAAGUCAAAAAAUAUAAUGAUAACACCUUUACGCUAUGGGACCGACUAGAAAUUCAAGGACCAAAAUCGCUUCAGGAGGCUGUGGACUGGAUUGAGAACGAAACUGGUCUUGAAGUUACCAUGCUAUCGUCAGGGGUAUCGUUAAUCUAUUCUUUCUUCAUGGAUGCUAAGAAACGUGCUCAUCGCAUGCCUAUGGAUGUAAAAUCCGUUGUGGAAGAUGUGUCAAAGCGAGAGGUGCCUAAACAUCAACGAUCGUUGGUUUUGGAAGUGAUGGCCACGGACCCAAAUACCGAUGCAGACGUCGAAGUUCCCUACAUUCGAUACGUGUUAUAG